Molecule: messenger RNA, 2760 nt
Organism: Polyodon spathula (Mississippi paddlefish)
Lineage: Eukaryota; Metazoa; Chordata; Actinopteri; Acipenseriformes; Polyodontidae
Product: putative ZDHHC-type palmitoyltransferase 6
Exons: 10
Coding region: 790-2445 (551 amino acids)
Biological process (GO): protein palmitoylation
Cellular component (GO): Golgi membrane
Molecular function (GO): protein binding; palmitoyltransferase activity
Source: RefSeq, a predicted model, not a curated record
UUAUUAUUAUUAUUAUUGCUAUAAUUGUUAUAGAUGCGCAUGUCAAAGAUGUUUUUAAUGAAAACAAACUAUAUCUGAUUAUACACAUCGCAAAGAAAUAAUGCCGGCCUGUCGAAAAACUUAGAAAAUGAUUGCAAAAUGCAACCGGUAACUGCUGCGCUUGCACAUCACUCGUACUUUACCUCAGACACGAGCAAAACAAAAAAUAGACAUGUGUGGGACGAUCUCAUUUUACGGAUGCGCAGUGAUUGAGGAUACAUAUUUCUGAGCGGCUACAGAAUUGUUUACAACACCUGUUAGUCCAUUUGUAAUUGAAACUUGCAUUGCACCUGGGGUGCGCGAAUGUCUUAAUUCUUAGUGGUUUACUGGACUCUGAAAUGACGGGUUCUGUUGUCUAAACAUAGCUGCGCACGUUCGGGGCGGUAUGUCGGUAUGUUCUGUAACUCCCUCUGGGGAAAAAAAAAAACAAAAAAACUUACAGUAUUGUAGUACUGACACGACUUGAACGCUUUAUCAUGUGCGGUGUCAACUAUCAUUCCAGUUAUGCUUAUCUUCCGGGUUGUUUUUGUCACGUGAUGCCUACACCACUGCCGGGGGCGGGCCGGAAACUCCCUGUUUGGGAACAGCGUCUCAAACGGCCUUACUGUAGCUGUGUAUGUCCUCUUAACGGUUACCAAUAGUAAUAUGAAGAAGAAGAAAAUACACAUAAUGUAUCAGACGUACCUGCAUAUCUAAUUUUCAUUUAAUUACGCUUGCAACUCAAACAUAACCAUUUUUGUUUUCUCUGCUAUGGAACUCAAUUCAACCAUUUCGGUCGGUACUGAUAUUUUUGACGCCGUCCAGAGAGGAAGUUUAGAGCGUUGCGUGACUUUAAUUCAGCAAGACCAGUCACUCCUAGCGCGUAAAGGCUGGAGUGGAUUUACACCCCUUCAUUACGCUGCAUUCCAGGGGAACAGGGGGCUGGUAGAACUGCUUCUGCAGCAUGGAGCUGACCCUAAUCUGCCUAAUGAUGCAGGCCAAACACCAUUUCACUUUGCUUGCAGACAUGGUGAUGUUCAUGUUAUCCACCGAAUGCUCAAGUAUGAAGCAGAUGUGAACCUAACUGACCAUCAGUGGAAGACAGCACUUCAUCAUGCAGUGAUAGGUGGAAAUCUAUUUGCCAUAAGAUACCUUGAGGAAUUGGGGACUUUCAAUUUUUGUGAUACAGACAAGUGUUUGCUCACACCCCUGCAUCUUGCCGCUUCAACUGGAAACACUUAUGUUGUGAAAUAUUUAUUGAGAAACAGUAGGUGUCAAGCCUAUGCUACUGAUAAUCAAAGAAUGACCCCCAUGCACAUAGCUGCUGAAAAAGGUGCAAUAGAAAUAAGUUGGCUGCUUUUGCAAGCUGUUGGAUUCCGUAAUCUGCAUUUAAAAGCGAAGAAUGGACUUACUCCACUUGACAUUGCCAAUAAAGGAAGAACAUACAGACACCAAGAACUUGCAAAGGUUUUAAAUAAAUAUAGCAAAGAGCCACAUGAUCGGAAACCCAGAGAGUCUUAUGGCAUGUACUAUUGGACUCUGUUAUUCCCUGGUGUCAGUGCCUCAGUUGUGUUCCUUAUUUCAUCUGCUUUGGGCAAGUAUGGUGGAAUCUUUUGUGCACUGGUUUUCCCUUGGUUGGCAAAAACAACAUUCUCUCAGUACCAUAGGAUGAGUGACAUUCAGAGGUUGCCAAAUCCAGCAUACUUGGGUACAUUUGCUGCUGGAAUAUUUCACUCAUUGGUUUGCUUCUUUUACAAGAUCCUACCAACUCUUUGGCCCGCUAAUACACUGUUGCUUGUAUCAGCCACUCACUUCAGCGGCAUCCUGUGGAUGUUUAAGGUAGUUCUAACAAAGGAUCCAGGGCGGCUUCAAAGCGAUGAAUCAGAAACAAAGUUUUCAAAUAUUGCUGACCUUGUGGAUGCAAAUGAAAAUCUCAGCAAGUUUUGUGUUUAUUGUGAGGUAUUUCAACCAGAACGAGCCAAGCACUGUAAACUCUGCAACUGUUGUGUACUUGAGUAUGACCAUCAUUGCAUUUUUCUAAAGAACUGCAUAGGCAAGAAUAAUCAUCAAUUCUUCAUCCUUUUUAUUAUGGGGGUUGCCGUUGCUCAUCUGAUUUUUACAUUUUCAGCACUUUACUAUAUUUACUUGAAAUUUGACCCACAUUUUUGGGCUCUAUUGACUACAGUCAUUAGCAAUGAGGCUUGGGUUAUAGUACUAGCAGUGAUGAACAUUUUAUCGUUAGUUUGGGAAGGAUGGCUGUUAAUGGAGCAAUUUGAAGUUGUCUCAGUAGGUACCACUAUCUACUUUAAACAUGAAACUGAUGCCAAGCGAUACACCUGGAGGCACAGGUGCAGAACAUUUUUCACUUUCCUAAUGGGAGGCAGAAGGACAAGCAAAUUCCAGGAAAAGGUUUCUGCUAUUCUAUGAAAUAUAUCUCUGUAUUGCAGACAAUUAAAUAUUUUAAAGCAUUUUAUGUAUCUAUGAAAUAAAAAUGCAUAGACAUGAUGGCAUUACAGUGGGGGGCAGGGGGGGGGGGAGUUUAAAUUGAUUGAGAUUAUCAUACACAAAUGUGGUACAUGUUUUGGAGAUUGCUGAUAUUUCUGAAUUUAUAUUUAUAUGCAAUUUGUGUAUUUUUACAAAAAAAAAAAAUACAAUACAUCCAGUUUGACUGUUCUGUCUAUUUGAUUACAUUUUGAAGGUUUUUUUGAGAUAUUUUUUUGAAAUAUAUUAGUCAUGGCAUGA